Messenger RNA from Pichia kudriavzevii, 1929 nucleotides. RefSeq lists its product as uncharacterized. Bases 1 to 1929 code for a protein of 642 amino acids. The transcript has a single exon. NCBI's taxonomy places the organism in Eukaryota, Fungi, Ascomycota, Pichiomycetes, Pichiales, Pichiaceae. The record is from RefSeq and is a predicted model, not a curated record.
AUGCCGUUCCCACAUAUAUCACACUCGGCGAUGAUUAGAACUGUACCACAUAUCACGGUUGCUCCCAAACUUUCUUUGCAAAAUUGUUUGACUAGAGGUAAUGUUUUCCAGCACCCAGAGAGUAGGAGUAAUAGCAACAACGGUAAUGGCAUUCAUAGUAUAAAGAAGGAGAACAGGAGCAAGAGGUCAACACAGAGGCGUUUUUAUUCUACGUCGUCAUCCAACAGUGCCACCACAAGUGCACCAGAUUUUCAGAAGUUAACUGAAGGCAUACCAAAGCACCAGUUGCCAUAUUAUAACCAGCUAUUAUCAUUUGACGAAUGUCUUGCACAUAAUUCAUUUUUUGAUCCGAAAACAGGGGAUGUCCCUGGGGGUACCGCUCAAUUUUGGGACGCUGUUGAAAGGAUCAUGCCAUUAUAUGAGGAUCUAUUAAUCACUGGGGAAUUAAAUCAGCGUCGUGUUGACGAGCUAAUUAGCCUGUUAAGAAAUGGACUUAGGAUGCACAGAUUCGAACUAUCCAAAUUAAGAAAGAACGUUGACAGAGAUUUGAAUAGUCCAUUACAACAAAUGCAGGAGUAUUUGAAAAAAUCAUUGGUCAGAAUCAGUAAUGAUCUACUCAGCCAAGAGAAGAACGGUAUAUAUGAGAAGAGAAUGGCGAUAAGUUCACGUGGAUUGACCAAUCUCUUUAAGGCCUUUACUGACAUGGGUCUAAUUGAUGAGGCAACACUGAUUUGGAAUAGGGGAAAGAAAGAUCCCAAAUUACAUUCGUUAUUUACAAGUGAAUCAGUACUUGGAUCAGUGCUCACCCUAUUAAUAGAAAACAAGGAAUUUGAUUUCAGUGAGAUCUGGUCCAUCUAUAAGACAAUCAAGGAUCACAAAUCUAAAAACGAUAUUAUUCAUAGUGAGUUACAAGUUGCAAUGAUCCGUGCAUGCUUGAUGAAGGGUAAGACUGAUGUAGCAUUAGACAUUUUCAAGGAAAUCACCAGUGAUGUGUUGAACUAUUACCAACGCAAAAACAUGGUGUUACCGGUUGCUGUUAAGAAUUACAUGACUAUGGCCCAUUUAUCAUUUAUUGGAUAUUGUCAAGAUUACGAGACAGCCAACAUUUUUUUCCAAGACUCAUUUGAGAACGAAAUGCCAUAUUUGACGCCAAUCCAAAUCAACUAUGUGAAAAAAUUCAUGUACAAUACAUGGGUCAACACAGGGGAUUUUGAGAAAGUGACCAAGAUUUGGAUCAAAACAUGGGACUAUUUUGAGAAGCUGGGCAAAUCCACCACGGCCAUUUCGUCAUCAUUGAACGACUCUUAUUUAGAGAUAUUUUUCAGUAAAUAUUCUGUAUUCAACGAUGAUGCGGCCAUUGCACUCAAAGAUUUGUUGAAACAAUACAAUGAAAUCAAGUUCAUGGAUGAGCCCUUUUUCAACUGUUUAAUCACAAAGUCGCAGAAAUGGGGGAAUGUCAACGUCUUCCGGAGCACAGUCAAGGUAGCGGAGUUGUACAACUUCCCCAAGACAAACGUCUAUCAUCGGUGUGUCCUCAAGGCUAGCGGUUCCGUGAAGUUGCCCAUUGAGGAGACGUUUGGAUUGUUCAGAAAGUUACUACAGUCCAACGUGCAGUUGGGAUCGAGGUCAAUUGGGAAUGCCGACUGGUUUGCCUUUAGGGACGCUACGAUUCAUUCCAAAGAGGUCACCAACGACAAAAUAGAUCUCUAUUUUAAAGUGCUCAAGCUCUGCUGCAAGCAUUUCCUUAAUGCACGUAACUUCCGUUUGUACAUGAACCUCGACGUGGGGCUCGACAAGAGGUAUGCCAGUGUCUACGAGGAGAUGGACCGUGUCAACGUUGACGGAGUGGCCAUUCCUGAGCUGGAGUGGUUUUCCGAAUGCGGUGACAUUGUCAGGUACUGGCAGGACCGUGGCGUCUCCCUAUAUUGA